GUGCAAGCCUACAUUCCUUUCAUGGCUACGUAGAUAGGCUCAACUAAAAAAGUUGAAAAAUCGACUAUUUUCUUUACAGCCUGUUAGUAUUUGUAGCUAUUAGCUGCUUUAUUCCGAGAUGACUACGUCGGAUGUUGCUCAGGGGGACAAAAAUGCCCGGCCUCUGUCCUUGUCUGGCCAUGUUGGCUUCGACAGCCUACCUCACCAGCUGGUCAACAAAUCAACAUGUCAAGGUUUCUGCUUCAAUAUCCUCUGUAUUGGCGAAACGGGUAUUGGAAAAUCCACCCUAAUGGACACACUGUUCAACACAAACUUUGAGAACUUUGAGUCGUCUCACUUCGAGCCCAAGGUGAAGCUGCGAGCGCAGACCUAUGACCUGCAGGAGAGCAACGUGCGACUCAAGCUGACCAUCGUCAACACAGUGGGCUUUGGGGACCAGAUGAACAAGCAGGAGAGCUACCAGCAUGUUGUGGACUACAUUGACACCCAGUUCGAGUCGUAUCUACAGGAGGAGUUGAAGAUCAAGCGGUCCCUUCACAACUACCACGACUCCCGUAUCCAUGCCUGUCUCUACUUCAUCGCCCCUUCAGGACACUCUCUCAAGUCCCUAGACCUGGUCACCAUGAAGAAACUGGACAGCAAGGUCAACAUCAUUCCUGUCAUCGCCAAAGCAGACACCAUCUCCAAGAGCGAGCUCCACAAGUUUAAGAUCAAGAUCAUGAGCGAGUUGGUCAGUAACGGUGUCCAGAUCUACCAGUUCCCUACCGACGACGAGACAGUCUCCAAGAUCAACACUGCCAUGAAUGGUAUCCUGCCUUUUGCUGUUGUGGGGAGCUCCGAGGAGGUGAAGAUUGGAAAUAAAAUGGUCAAAGCUCGGCAGUAUCCCUGGGGUGUGGUGCAAGUGGAGAACGAGAACCACUGUGACUUUGUGAAGCUGAGGGAGAUGCUGAUCUGUGUGAACAUGGAGGACCUGAGGGAGCAGACCCACACGCGCCACUACGAGCUCUACCGCCGCUGUAAACUGGAGGAGAUGGGGUUCACGGACACAAACCCGGAGAGCAAGCCAGUCAGCCUGCAGGAGACCUAUGAAGCCAAGCGUCACGAGUUCCUGGGAGAUUUGCAGCGGAGAGAGGAGGAGAUGAGGCAGAUGUUUGUCCAGAGAGUCAAGGAGAAGGAGACUGAGCUGAAGGAAGCUGAGAGAGAGUUGCAAGGUAAGUUUGAGCAGCUGAAGAGACUGCACUCUGAGGAGAAGAGCAAGCUGGAUGAGAAGAGAAGGUCUCUGGAGGACGAGAUCAACACCUUCAGCAAGAAGAAAACAGCUGCCGAGCUGCUCCAAGGCCAGUCCUUCAACACGAACGCCAACCUCAAGAAGGACAAAGACCGUAAAAAACUCAUGGGUUCCUGGAUGGAUUCCAUGCGUAGUAAUACCGAUCUCUGGUCCAGGACGUUCCUCACAUGUUACAUUAGCGGAACACGCACCAUCAACCAGAGCUACGUUAUAUCCACGCAUGUGUUACAUUCCAAUCACUGAGGUAUUAUUGAAAUUACUUUUUUUUUAACACUUAUUGUAUGCCUUACUGCCACAUACCUUGUAUUUUAUUCAAAUGCUCAAUGACCUUUCUGAAUCGAACACUACAUCAAAUGGUUUUGACACAAGGCACCUCGGGAUAUAUUGCCAAUAUACCACGGCUACGGGCUGUGUCCAGGCACUCCACGUUGCGUCGUACGUAUGAACAUUCCUUUGCCAUGGUAUAUUGGCCAUAUACCACACUUCUUUGGUCCUUUUUGCAUAGAAAUAGUAUGUCGUGUGUGUGGAAUGAUUGACGUUAUAAUUGCCAGACAUAUUUUCCCUCUCAGAAAGGAUAGCUUCGAAAAUAACUUGUGUAAUUUAAGCGUUUUUUUGUACACAGCUUUUUUCUUAACUCUCAAAUAUGAACUGACGUUUGUUCUUAGGUGUGAAGGGUUUAUAUCACCAAAAAUAAAACAUGAUAACGUU
Molecule: messenger RNA, 1996 nt
Organism: Oncorhynchus nerka (sockeye salmon)
Lineage: Eukaryota; Metazoa; Chordata; Actinopteri; Salmoniformes; Salmonidae
Product: septin-11-like
Exons: 10
Coding region: 119-1531 (470 amino acids)
Biological process (GO): intracellular protein localization; cytoskeleton-dependent cytokinesis
Cellular component (GO): septin complex; microtubule cytoskeleton; cell division site
Molecular function (GO): molecular adaptor activity; GTP binding; GTPase activity
Source: RefSeq, a predicted model, not a curated record